Molecule: messenger RNA, 5719 nt
Organism: Haliotis rufescens (red abalone)
Lineage: Eukaryota; Metazoa; Mollusca; Gastropoda; Lepetellida; Haliotidae
Product: nidogen-1-like
Exons: 25
Coding region: 116-3916 (1266 amino acids)
Biological process (GO): cell-matrix adhesion
Molecular function (GO): calcium ion binding
Source: RefSeq, a predicted model, not a curated record
CACAAAAAUCCCCCAGCAAUGGGUACUAGCGGUUGGUAGACAGGGGGAUCACUGAUGGAAGUUGGUUUGUCAGAGGGGUGGUUGCAUUGACUGGGAAAAGGGAAGAACAUUCAAAAUGAGGACCUAUUUAUUAUUAACUGCUGUUGGAGUGUACCUGAGUGUGUUAAACGUGUCAGGGGUGCCAAAGAAACUGUUCUACCCGUUCGGGUCCGAGGCCAGCGAUUUUGUCUUACAACAAGGUGACGAUGUCAGUUCGAAUGAGUUUGCCCUCAACACAUCCAUCGCAUUUUUCGACCAAUAUUACAGGACUUUAUAUAUAAAUAGCAACGGCCAUUUAUCAUUUCUCACGGAGCUGCCAGGGUACAGGCCGAGCCUUAUACUCCCUAUAGGAUUUAAUGUAAUUGCUGCCUUCUUCGCCGAUGUCGAUACGAGAGCAGCAGGACAAAUAUUUUAUAGGGAAACAAGCAACCCAACAUUACUAGAGAGAGCCGCCACCUCCAUUCAAGCGCACUUCCGGGGACAAGGCACAUUUGAACCAACGUCGUUGUUCAUAGCAACGUGGGACAACGUCGGCUACUUCAACAGCAAGUUCGACAAGGUGAACACGUUCCAGAUUGUCAUAGCUUCAGACAACGAUGACUCGUUCGCGUUCUUCCACUAUCUUGACCGCGGAAUGGCGUGGAUUAUGGGGGACGGGAAGGAGGGGCAGAGCCAGCUCGACGUCCCUGCUCAAGCUGGGUUCGAAGUUGAAGAUGGAAGAAACCUAAAACUGCCGAACUCUGGUACAACGUCUUCCUUUGUCAACGACACCAACGUCAACAUCCCCGGAGCGUGGAUGUUCCAUAUCGGCUACAUAGAAGGGGAGAACAUCCAACCCGCUGACCUCAACACCGGAGAAGUGAUUGUGUUCCCCGUGGAUACCGGCGACGGAAGCUGCCUGGAGGGGACUCGGAUGUGUCAUGUAAACGCGCGCUGUGUGGACUUCACUGAGGGGUUCUGCUGCGAGUGUUUGCCGCCGUCUUACGGAAACGGAAAAACAUGCCUAGAACCAGGUGUCCCACAACGUCUCAACGGAAAGGUUCGCGGUACAUUGAACGGCAUAACCUUGUAUGACCUUGACAUGCACACUUACGUAGUGACGUCCGACGGUCGCGCUUACUCCGCCAUCAGCAGGGUACCCCCAGAGCUUGGUACCGCCAUGCAGACUCUCAGUGCCAUUGGCGGCAUCAUCGGAUGGAUGUUCGCCGUGCCAACGAACCCCCGGGCCAAGAAUGGAUAUGCGUUCACAGGCGGAGAGUUCAACAGGACUGCGACCGUGACGUUCUUGUUCGGCAACAUGACUUACGUCGUCAACGUCCAACAAAAGUUCUUCGGCCACGACGCUCUCAACAACCUGCGCAUGGAGACCACCCUGAAUGGCGACAUGCCGCCGAUAGAGACGGGCGCCAAGGUGGUCGUAGACGACCAUAAGGAGAACUUCAAGAAGCUCCGUCCAGGGCUGAUCAAGGCACGGUCGAGUCGCACUUUUAGGAUCAACGACGUCGCCUACCGUUACACCUGGGACCAGACCAUCAUGUUCGCCGAGUGCACAGCAGACCCAGAUGUGCUGGCAGUCGGGACAGUCCGACUCUCCGUGGGCAGGAACUUCGUCUUCUUCGACAGCGGCAACCAGGUGGUGAGGUUCGCCCAGUCCAACAAAGUUGGGAUGCUGACAGGUUCGGACCCGUGCCGUGACGCAGCCCAGAACUGUGCUGCCGAGGCUGACUGCAUCCCCGAGGGCGAGACCUACCGGUGUGUCUGCAGGCAAGGCUACAGCGGAGAUGGCGGGACCUGCGAAGAUAUCGACGAAUGUUCAACCGGAACUCACUCCUGCGACAGCAACGCUCGCUGCUUCAACGUCAGGGGCACUUUCCAAUGUCAGUGCCAGACCGGCUUCAGGGGCGACGGUCGUACAUGUCAAAUUGAGGUUCAGCUGUGUGGUGAUAUUUAUUGCGGGGAAAAUGGCCGCUGCGUCUAUGACAGCACCCUACAACAACCUGUAUGUGAAUGUAACACCGGCUUUGCAGGAAACGGAGUCGACUGCGACCCAAUAGAGUUCGGCUGCAACGAGGUGGACAACUGCGGCUCCAACGCUCAGUGCGUGUACGACGAGGACGAGAGCCGCUACGUCUGCGAGUGCGUGGAUGGCUUCAGCGGGGACGGUUUCUCCUGCGAGACGACGGAUGAACGGAGUGUGUGUCUGAGAUGCGACGGUAACGCCGCUUGCGUCAUGGACGUCGAUCGCUUCACGUACAGGUGUCAGUGCAACGUCGGUUACAGCGGUGAUGGGUUCAGAUGCUCCACCAUAGACCCAUGCGUGGAAUGCAGCGUUAACGCCCAGUGCGACUUUGACCAGUCAACCCAGGCCUACCAAUGUCGGUGUCGUGCGGGUUUCUAUGGAGAUGGGCGUCGUUGCGAGGCCUACGACUGCAAAACCCACGCCGUUUGUGACACGAACGCCGAGUGUGUCACAGACCCCGACUACGGCAACAACUACUGCAGAUGUAGCGCUGGUUACCGAGGAGACGGUCGUCGCUGUGUGUUGGAGGGAUGUCGUAGUGACGACGACUGUGACAGUAACGCGCGGUGCGGGCCUGAUCCCCGGGACACUAACCGCAACAUCUGCCGGUGCGUCACUGGCUACGAGGGCGACGGCAGGGUCUGCAUACAACGAGUGCAAGCCUGUAACCAAGUCAACAACUGCGCCAGGGAGGCCGAGUGCAUCUACGACCCGGAUGUCCGGUCCUACCGCUGUCAGUGUCGGGCCGACUACCAGGGAGACGGGCGCACCUGCACGCGACGGGAUGACAUCCCAGACUGCUACCGUGAUCCACGUCUCUGCGACCCCAACGCCUCCUGUGUCCAGAACGUCGACCACUACGUCUGUAUGUGUAACCAGGACUUCGUCGGAGACGGCCGUUCCUGCAGAGCGUUCGACGGCAGCGGUAACUUCCUCGUCUACGCCCAAGGGUACAGCAUCUCACGUGUUCCCUAUCAGGGCACCGGGAGGGGCCAGAUGCUGAUCUAUGUACCAGGUCAGCUUGCAGUAGGCCUGGACACAGACUGUUCUGAGGGCUUCCUCUACUGGACAGACGUGGCUGGGGGUCAAAUCAGAAGAGCGCGGUAUGAUGGCACGGACAUACAGACUGUUCUCACAGGCCUUGUGUCCCCCGAGGGCGUCGCCAUUGACUACAUCUCCAGGAACCUCUACUACACCGACUCCGAACUGGACGUUGUUGGUGUUGCAAAGCUGGAUGGUUCCGACCAGAAGACACUGUUCAGCUCUGACAUCGUCAAUCCCAGAUCCAUCGUCCUCGACCCACGUAGAGGGGUGUUCUACUGGACGGACUGGAACCGUGACAAGCCCCAGAUCGAGAAGGCCAACAUGGACGGCACCAGCAGGAUGGUACUGGUCACCUCCGACCUGGCCCUGCCGAACGGCCUCACCCUGGACGACAGGACACAACAACUCUGCUGGGGAGACGCCGGUACGAAACGCAUUGAAUGUAUCCGAAGUGAUGGUCUAGGACGCCGGAUCCUCUACGACAAGGCCACCUACCCCUUCGACGUCACCUACUUCAACAACGUCCUGUACUGGUCCGACUGGGAGACCAAGGGAAUUCCAAACAUCAACCGGGAUGGAGGCGCUCAGGCCAACGACCCGCUCAACCUCGCCAUCGGCGGCAAUGGCCGCGUGUACGGCGUGACAGCAGUCAGAGACCAAUGUCCUCGAGUUACCAAUGGCUGCGCAGUUAACAACGGCGGAUGUCGUUACCUGUGUCUACCAUCACCAAGCGGAGGUCGUUCCUGCGCAUGCCCAGACGAUAUUGACCCAAGAAGGUGCAACGAAGUGGCCUUGAUGAAAAAGCGGAAGUGAUGUGUCGGAAACGUUGAUUGAACAUUAUCAUUGGAAUGAGAGUGUGGCUUUAAGUGAUCUGAGCGGGUCGUACAACCAUGGUGCUAUUGGAGAUGCUCGUUUUACUCUCAGUGUUCUAGUGUGCCAAAGUACUCGUGUAUAUAGGGUAUAUUAUGACUGUAUCGAGCCGACGACUAUAUAUAACUACACAGCCAUGCUUUAUAACUCCUCGUCUCUAUACCGCAAACUCCUUAAACGGUAAUAGCAACGCUUUAACGUCAACGCAAGAGUUCUCUCUUUUAGAAUAUAGACUUUAGGAAAUAAGUCCCCUUGAUCAUUGCGUCAUAUAUUGGAUCUCUUCAUGGAAUUGCUCAAACAAUAUACAGUAAAAGUGGCGUGGAUCAAUAUGUGGAGUCGAGCUCUUUCAGAACAGGUACGACUUUUAUCCCUCGUCUUCUAAGUCAGGACAAGAGACUUGAGAUGCUCAAUACUCAAUAGGCUUGCAAAUAAGAAAAUGCGAGCCAUCGUUUUAAGUGUAUCAUAUGUGUAUUAUGUGUUGUUUAGUACUAGAUGUAUUUAACAUAGGGUACCAUUGUAGCAGUGUCGAUAGGGUUCCAUUGUCGGACUGUAGCAGUGUCGACAUGUGUGAGGCCACGGUGACGAUAGGUUUGUUCAGAUGAAUCUGAGGCUAAUAACAACAAAUAUAUGUUUCAUGCGUUAUGUACAAACACCCUCCUCUAAUAUUCAUAAAUAUUAAGGGGGCGCCUUUUGGUAAUUUUAAUUUUUUAACAAUUUAAUUGUUUCAACCAUAACUUCAGAUGCCUCUGUUUGAAUAUGUAUAAGGCCCCCAAAACAGAUUUGUUCGUCAGUCGGAUUUUGGUCAAAAAUGAGCUGCUGCCACUACUCGAUACAUAAAUAUGUUGGAGGGGGACAAGCCCGACGAAUAUCUCAUAAAAACAACGGAAGCCCAUCUGACUCCCUGUAGAUGUAAACAACAUAUACUAAUUGAUCUAGACUUUAUUUAAGUCGUGACCCACGAAUAGACACAGGCGCUUCAUCUGUUGUUCCUAAUCUUAGUAAGUUUGCUGUAUACUCAGAGGAGGUGAUAUGUUUCUUAACAUUGGUAUCGGAUUUUCUCAUUAACAGGCAGUACAAUGUGUCCAACUCUAAUGAUUCUAUUCCUAUCUCAGUAAGAAGACCCCAGUAAGAACAGCUUGCCGUAGGUUUACGGUAUCUAUGUCGUGUAACAUCUGCGUGAUAUUUUUUCAAGCAGUGCCGGUACAGGUUACCUGAUGUAAAACGGUGCUACUUGUGAAUAUAGAUGAACGAUAGACAAUCGCAUCUUCGCCUUCAAGAACAAACACAAUUAAUAGCGACUGGCGGAAAUUAUUGGUAUGAUGAGAGGAAAUUCAGCUAAGUGGCUUACUAUAUACUACUUAAAAGAAGUUAAGAACGUAAAAAUUCGUUCAUAUUACUAUAGUUAGUCUGUCUGCCAGUGUUAAUGGCGCGACAUGACGGAUACAUUUGAGUAAUACGAAAGAAUCGGGCAUUCUUAACUUCUUUUGAGUAGUAUAGUCAUCUCAUAAAGAUUUUCACACGAACCAUGUCAUACCUGGCCUACAUUUUACAGAGCUGUACAUUGUGGCGUACUAACGCGUGGCUUCAUGUACCUCCCCCCUCCCCACCCCCGGGGCCAGUGCUAGGGUAGCUGGGACACACGGUCUCACUGCCACUGUAUUCAUUAACCCAUUAUGCAAGCCAAAGGGCAUGUUUUGUACUCAAUAUUUUCUACAUUGACAAAUAAAGUGUUUUCUAUAAAAUAAA